Chiloscyllium plagiosum (whitespotted bambooshark) is the source of this 1751-nucleotide messenger RNA. The record is from RefSeq and is a predicted model, not a curated record. Lineage: Eukaryota; Metazoa; Chordata; Chondrichthyes; Orectolobiformes; Hemiscylliidae.
AAUUUUUGGUAACCACUGGGGCUGCUGGAGAAGUGUUCAAGAAAUUCAAUAUUUAGCAAAAUAAAAACUGAGAAGAAACCACUAAUAAGAAAUAUUCAGGACAACAGUUAAAAUAGGGCACGUCGAACCUUAAUUAGGAAUGUAGGCCAAUGCUCCCAAAUCAAGACAUCUCCAGUGUAAGAGCACUGAAGUUUGGAAUAAACUUUAUUUGUGGAUAUUUCCCUUUCCUUUGUGAUUGGCUAAUUACUUGUUGCAAGAACACAUUGAGCUCGAGUUAUACAUUUUGUAAGCUUUUUGCUCGUUCAAAGGAUCAUUUAAUCUGAUGGGAGAGAAUGUGGUGGUACCGGUGGACACCGCCCUGUUAAUUCAUGUGCAGUGAAAAUAAUGCCGAGGCUCCCUGGUUGGUGUACAGUGCAUUGUUGUCAGCUCGGCAUUUGCAGAAGGUACAUUAUACAAUUUACACUGUCAGCAAUCCCCUCGCAGGUUGGCUCCAAAAAGAAACGCACACCCACAUUGCUGAAUGUAGGCGGCCAGCAGGAGUCGCCUGCGGAAUGGCAAAGGGAGUGGAUACCCAAAUCUUACACAACCUUCGGUCGGGGAAAAAAUAUGUUUUUGUGUCCCCGAGGAAGUUCCCAUUGCAGAUUAAUCUUUCUCUCUCUCUCUCUCCGGUCGCGCGACGUUUGCAUUUUACAAUCUUGGGUUGCAAAGAUAACCAGGCACAUUAAAAGAAUCCCCACCAGCCAGUGGAUCCGGUUUGCAUGAAGCCUGCAACCUUGAGCUGACUGUACAAGAGCUACCGUGUGUGUGGGAAGGGCUGGGGAUCAUGCGCUUUGUCUAGUGGCCGCCUCCUUGUCCCUCCCUCCAGCCUGACUGCUGGGGCUGACAGAGCGCUUCUUAGUGUUUGCACCGAGCAGUGCAGCAGCACGUUUAGCUCUGUUAGCAAGGACACGCGCUUUUAAAUGUAUAAAUAUUAUAUGCACGAGAUAAAAAGAAACAACUCCUAUCUAUAUGCAUAGGUACACACAUCCACACACGCUGCAUUGGGACACAUUCAACAUUUCCACAGGAGGAUGGCGGCUGUGACCACCAGCAGCAGCAGCAGCAGCAACAACAACCCCAGCUCGGCAUUACAUUCCAGCAGCAGCACUGAGCCCAGCACCAGGAAACGGAUAGACCCGAGGAGGAGGCAGGCGGCACUCAGCUUUCUCACCAACAUCUCUCUGGACGGACGCCUCACUCAGGAUGAGGAGGCUGAGGAGCAGGAGGAUGGGGCCGGGGCGAGUGGGCUCACCAGUAGCAGCAGCAGCAGCAGCGCCGGCGGGGGCGGGGGCGGCACAGCGCCGCUGCCUCUCCGGGCUCCAGGCGGUGCGGCUGCUGUCGCUCCAGCCGCCGCCGCCGCCUCCGCCUCCUCCCCGCUGCCUCCUCCCGAUGAGAACGCGGCGCUGCUCCCUGCCGAGCCCAGGCUCCAGCCGAGCGGAGCCUCUGCAUCGCCUCUCCCCGCCCCGUGUGCUCCUGCAGGCGGCGGUAGCAGGGCAAGGAUCAACUCCUUCACUCAGGGAAUACUGCCUGCUGCCUUCUUAAGGCAGGCAUCAGUCCCCAACUACUACCUGGAGCAGGGACAGAUGGGCAGCAGCACUUUUGAUUUGCAAAGAUCCAGGUUGGUGCAUAAGCGUUAUGAGGAUUUUACUGUAUGCGUACUGUUUUAUAUAAUAGCAUUGAAGUUUUUUAAAUAUUAAAUUGAACUUCUUAAA